AUGAAAACGCUGAAUGAACACCUUAAAGCUGUCAACGGCAAGACCGUUCUGCUGAUAUUUUCAGGCUCAACCAUACCCAGUGACGAGUUCUUCAAGAUCAAGGACAUCAAGGAGUUCGUUGAAUUGGCUAGAAGAGCUGACAUCAAGUCUGCUGUCGUCAAGGUCAACAAGAAGACCAAGACUAACGGCAAGUCUUUCAAGCAGACCAAGUUCAAGGUCAGAGGUAAGAGAUACCAGUACACCUUGGUUGUUGACGACAUCUCCAAGGCCAAGAAGUUGCAGCAGUCUUUGCCUCCUACCUUGAAGAUCCAGUCUUUGUAA
Candidozyma duobushaemuli is the source of this 321-nucleotide messenger RNA. RefSeq names its product 60S ribosomal eL38 domain-containing protein (gene RPL38). The transcript is spliced from 2 exons. Gene Ontology annotation, molecular function: structural constituent of ribosome. Bases 1 to 321 code for a protein of 106 amino acids. Gene Ontology annotation, cellular component: ribosome; cytosolic large ribosomal subunit. Gene Ontology annotation, biological process: translation; protein-RNA complex assembly. The record is from RefSeq and is a predicted model, not a curated record. NCBI's taxonomy places the organism in Eukaryota, Fungi, Ascomycota, Pichiomycetes, Serinales, Metschnikowiaceae.